AUGCAGACUCUGACCGCCACACUUCUCUGCGUGCUCGUAGUAGCUGCAUUCGCUGCACCCCCGAAUUUUAGCCAUAAUUUCAAUACAAAUACUUUCAUCCCCAUCGUAGCUUCGCAGCUGGAUGGACCAAAUCCUGAUGGUUCAUACAGCUACAGCUAUCAGACUGGAAAUGGCAUUCAGGCGCAGGAGCAGGGUCAGCUUUUCCAGAUCGCCAAAGACGAGGACGCUAUUCGCGUUCAGGGAUCUUUCAGCUAUUCUGAUGCCAGCGGCAAUCCUGUCAGUCUGAGCUACAGCGCUGAUGAAAAUGGUUUCCAUCCUCAGGGCGAGCAUCUGCCAGUCGCGCCUCCAAUCCCCGAUGCUAUUCUGAAAGCGUUGGAGUACAAUGCUCAGCAUCCCGAGGAAGACAACUUAUAGAAGCAUUAUAUUAACAUACA
Cyphomyrmex costatus is the source of this 434-nucleotide messenger RNA. RefSeq names its product endocuticle structural glycoprotein ABD-4. The coding region runs from base 1 to 414 and encodes 137 amino acids. The transcript is spliced from 2 exons. The record is from RefSeq and is a predicted model, not a curated record. Lineage: Eukaryota; Metazoa; Arthropoda; Insecta; Hymenoptera; Formicidae. Gene Ontology annotation, molecular function: structural constituent of chitin-based larval cuticle. Gene Ontology annotation, cellular component: chitin-based extracellular matrix.